GUCGACGAAUCCAACGAUGGACCCCAAAGCGUCCGCCCUCCGGCGACCCACGAAGAAGAGGACGACAAUCCAAGCCCUAAGCCUCGACAUUCUUUCUAUAAUCUUCUCUUUCUUCGACAUCGUGCAGCUUAUUCAGUGCUCCGCCGUCUGCAAAUCAUGGAGAACAGUCGUUGAUAAGGUGAAGUUAUUGCAAUUACAAUAUCACAAGGAACAAGAAAGUGAUUCUUCAGGGAUUUGUGAUGCGUCUACAUGUGGGGAAAGAUCAUGGAAGAGAGAUUUGGAACAGAUUGGGAUGGAUCGGCAUCGGCGAUCUUUACAAGAAGGUUCCAUUGCUGUUUGUCAGUGGAAAGGUCAUUCGGUUGGGGUUGAUCAGUGCCGAAUGAAGAUGGGUUUGAUUCUGACGGGUGUGGGCGAUAAGGUGAUGCGUCUCUGGUCGGCAGAGAGCUACAAAUGUUUGGAUGAAUAUUCUCUUCCAGAUAGAGCCCCUUUAAUUGAUUUUGAUUUUGACGAGAGCAAGGUUGUUGGGCUAGUUGGCACCCGUUUAAGCAUAUGGAGACGUGAUGCAGCAAGAAAUAUAAUUUCCUCGCGUGAAAGUCUUUUUACCAAGGCUUUGUGUAUGCGUUAUGUAGAUCCAGAAGCUGCUGUUGGAUGUGAAGAUGGGAAAGUUCGUGUAUAUGACAUGUAUAGUAGGAAAUGUUCUCGAAUAAUUAAGAUGCAUCAAGGACCUGUGACAUGCUUAUCUUUUAAUGAUGAUCAGUUGGUCAUUAGUGGUUCGUCUCUUGGCAGUAUCUCGAUAUCAGAUCUUUCAUCUGAUCAGCGGGCUAAUUCAGACCUCUCUCAUGCACCAGAAGCCUCAAGGCAGGUAAUGAUGACUGACCUCUUACCCUACAAGUCUGCUCUCUCAUUGCCUGGUCUAGGAACCAAUCUAACACCCGUACCUAAACUGAACAACUCUUCAACAAAUCCUUGUCCUAACUAUUUGGUGGCUUAUGCUAUGCCUUACCUCAUAGUUUUUCACUAUUGCUGCUUUCACAGGAACAAAACAUGUGAAAUAAGGUCCUUGUGUCUCAACCCUUGGUCCCAUUACCUGUUUGCUGGAUCAUCUGCUGGCUCUGCGUAUUGUUGGGACCUUAGGGCAACGAAUAAACCUCUGUGGGAGACACGAGUGAGUCCAAAUGUUCUAUACACGAUGCAUCACCUACGUAGUGACACAUCCGCACUAGUUAUUGGCGGAAUAGAUGGCGUGCUACGAGUAGUGGACCAAGACACAGGUGAAGUAUUUUCGAGGUGCAUUUUAGAUGAAAGUAGCAGUGUAUCAAAUCGUUCUAAAGACGCGCAUGGAGUCAUUGAAAGGAAGAAAGGUAAAAGGCUCCCGGAAGAUGCUCGCAUAGAUCUUAUGCCUAAAACUCAUCGGCCUCCCAUCACAUGCUUGGCUGUUGGAAUGGAGAAGGUUGUGACUACACACAACGACAAGUACAUCAGGGUAUGGAAGUUCAAAAAAUAA
Messenger RNA from Ilex paraguariensis (yerba mate), 1504 nucleotides. NCBI's taxonomy places the organism in Eukaryota, Viridiplantae, Streptophyta, Magnoliopsida, Aquifoliales, Aquifoliaceae. The record is from the annotation of a GenBank genome assembly.